This is a messenger RNA of Schistosoma turkestanicum, 360 nucleotides long. The record is from the annotation of a GenBank genome assembly. NCBI's taxonomy places the organism in Eukaryota, Metazoa, Platyhelminthes, Trematoda, Strigeidida, Schistosomatidae.
AUGGCGAUGGCAGAGAAGAAAGCUGAUGUCCCUCAGUUGUCUACAAGAAACUGGGUCCGAGUUACAUUGACAGCUGCCAGUGUCAAACCACUUGAAAAAGUCACCGAAGGUCUGAUCAAGAAGGCUAAAGAUCAAAAUUUAAGGGUUAAAGGCCCUGUACGUAUGCCAACAAAGGUGUUACGAAUCACUACGCGAAAAACACCAUGUGGUGAAGGCUCAAAGACUUGGGACAGGUUCCAAUUUAGAAUUCACAAACGUGUGAUUGAUCUACUAUCGACGGACGAAGCUACACAACAACUUAAACAUAUCUACCUGGAGCCUGGUGUUAACUGUGAUGUUAAAGUCGCAGGAGAUUUGUAA